Tarenaya hassleriana is the source of this 1054-nucleotide messenger RNA. RefSeq names its product cell differentiation protein RCD1 homolog. The transcript has 9 exons. The coding region runs from base 64 to 1032 and encodes 322 amino acids. Gene Ontology annotation, cellular component: CCR4-NOT core complex; P-body; CCR4-NOT complex. The record is from RefSeq and is a predicted model, not a curated record. Gene Ontology annotation, biological process: mRNA catabolic process; negative regulation of translation. NCBI's taxonomy places the organism in Eukaryota, Viridiplantae, Streptophyta, Magnoliopsida, Brassicales, Cleomaceae.
GACGUCGAAGAAAGUGGAAAACAGAGCCAGCGAGAGCUCGAGAGGGCUUUGUUGCGGGUAACAAUGGCGAAUAUGCCUCAGUCUCUGUCAAUGGGCACGUCCUUCGGUGGUCCCAGCACGUCGGCUCAUGUUGUCUCCGGAGCUCCGGCGAGAAAUGAUCGGAACUUGGCGUCGGCGGAGCAAUUGGUUCUCGAUCUCUGCAAUCCUGAUCUCAGAGAGAAUGCACUCCUCGAACUCUCCAAGAAAAGAGAGUUGUUUCAGGAUUUGGCUCCCUUGUUGUGGAAUUCUUUUGGUACCAUUGCUGCACUGUUGCAGGAGAUAGUUUCAAUUUACCCUGUUCUUUCACCUCCGAAUCUGACUCCUGCUCAAUCAAAUCGUGUCUGUAACUCACUUGCCCUUCUUCAGUGCGUGGCUUCUCAUCCUGACACGAGAAUGUUAUUUCUCAAGGCUCAUAUUCCACUGUAUCUGUAUCCUUUCCUUGAUACAACAAGUAAAUCAAGACCUUUCGAAUACUUGCGGCUUACUAGCUUAGGAGUCAUCGGUGCUCUUGUGAAGGUUGAUGAUGCAGAGGUCAUUAGCUUCCUUCUUUCCAUUGAAGUUGUUCGUUUGUGCCUCCGUACAAUGGAGAUGGGCAGCGAGCUGUCAAAAACGGUUGCAACAUUUAUAGUUCAAAAGAUCUUGUUGGAUGAAGUGGGCUUGGAUUACAUCUGCACAAAAGCAGAGAGGUUUUUUUCGGUUGGUCGUGUUUUGGGAAAUAUGGUUGCUUCACUUGCGGAACAGCCCUCACCUCGGCUAUUAAAGCAUAUAAUCCGUUGUUAUCUUCGUUUGUCAGAUAACCCGAGAGCUUGCGCAGUACUCGGAAGCUGCCUCCCUGACUCGUUACGAGAUGGAACUUUUGUCAGUUGCCUCCGUGAGGAUCAAACAGCAAGAAGGUGGUUGCAGCAGUUGCUUCACAAUGUCAAUGUCGGAGUGGGUGCUGGUCGGGUCCCGACACUUCAAACUGGAGGAUUCGAUCACAUGCUUUUGAGCUGAAUAAGGAUAAUUAAAGUUUCCA